AUGAAGUCCCAAGCAACAAGACCUCGGCACAAUGAACAAAGAACUCCAAUAAGAUCUGCUGGGGAAGCCGAGUUAGUGAAACAACAUUAUGAAGAAGCUUUUGCAUUGGUCAGUCAAGCAUUGGGUUAUGAUGAACAAGCGCUUACCGAUCUAGCGAUAACUUUCUAUGAUAAGGCACUAAAAAGCUUGGCAAAGGGACUGGACAUACCAUGUGAUGAACCAGGGUGUGUGGGAAGAGAAUGGAACAACGCGAGAAGCAUGCAGACAAAGAUGAAACGAAUGACUGUGCAAAUGAAAUCACGCUUAGAAAAUCUUAAACGGCAAAGGGUUGUUGCUCCCACAGCACCACCAAAGGAGAAUGGUCUCUCAUCGCAGAUGGAAAUUAAUGCUGGCCUCAUGUAUGACGGGGAGCCGCCAUCAUAUGCCGAGUCUGAAGCCAGUGCGGAAGAGAUAAUCUGCAUCCAGGAAGGAGUGCAGAUCUAUUUUCUCAACUCCCAAGGACACGUCAGUGCUCCCAGUGCCCCAGGUCCACUCAGAAUAUUUAAGUUUCUGAAUCAGGAGAAUGCAGAGGGUGCCGCCCAUCAGGUAGAUCAGCCACCUGCCUUUAUACAGGUUUGUGAUUGGGUCUACCCUCUGGUUCCCGGGCAAUCCCCUGCGCUGAAGAGUUUAGAUGGAUCUUAUCUUUUCCCAGAUGUUAAUGCACCUGAACAGGGAUCGUAUGUGGGGUUGAUUUUAUCAACGGAUGUGAAACGCACUCAGAUAGAGACGUUUGAAAAGAUGUUGGUUUCAUUCGCUGCCGUUGGAGUACAGAGGCGUGGCAAGACACCAACUCCAAUGAGACCGCCCCCACCACAGACACGACCACUGAGUGCUACAAGCAGUAGACCAGAACGAAUAUCAAAACCGUCACAGACAGUUACAAUGCGGCCCACACCACACACAUCAGACCAUGAGAGACCACCUGCAUAUGAUGUGUCUACGAGCUCUCACGCUAGACGAACAGUUGCUGAUGAUGAGAAAGAGGAGGAGCCAGAAAGCCUGGAAAAAGACAAUCUGCCACAUUGGAGUGAAUCUUUAUCACAUGACAUCAUCAAAGGUGCUGGAUGGUUUUCACGGGGAUUGGGUAUAGGGGCAGAGGCCGCUGGUAAAUUCGUGCAUAAGGAGGCUGCCAAAUUAAGAGAGCAGUUACAACCAAAUGAACAACCGACUGAAGUUGAUCCAAAAUAUCAGAAAGGAUUGGAGUAUGCCAAACAAGCGACAGGUGUUGCUGUGAAGGUGAGUGGGUUUUUGAUUGAUGUACUCUGUGAUGUCACUAAGAAGAUUGGUAAAGAGGUUGGUCCUGUCAUCAGACAGGAGGGGGAGAAAUAUAUACCAGGUAAUUGGAAGAGCUCUAGUGAUGCUGAAAGUAGUGAUGAAGUAGAUGGCGCCAUUCAUGUUGCAGCCUCGGGACUUGGAGGUAUGAAUAUACACUCAUGCCUUUUCACCACAUUUGUUAAAUGUUGUAACCUUCCUCUGCAUAUUGUUAAUAAAUAA
This is a messenger RNA of Saccoglossus kowalevskii, 1533 nucleotides long. Its product is annotated as spartin-like. The record is from RefSeq and is a predicted model, not a curated record. Gene Ontology annotation, biological process: cell division; negative regulation of BMP signaling pathway. Gene Ontology annotation, cellular component: plasma membrane. Lineage: Eukaryota; Metazoa; Hemichordata; Enteropneusta; Harrimaniidae.